Mercurialis annua (annual mercury) is the source of this 1137-nucleotide messenger RNA. RefSeq lists its product as uncharacterized. The transcript has 8 exons. The record is from RefSeq and is a predicted model, not a curated record. NCBI's taxonomy places the organism in Eukaryota, Viridiplantae, Streptophyta, Magnoliopsida, Malpighiales, Euphorbiaceae. Bases 161 to 973 code for a protein of 270 amino acids.
GCAAACCAUAUUGGCGGACAAAGAGCGAACUUAGGAAACUGGAACUCAGAGUCAUCUCUCUACCUCUUUAGUGACCAACAUUUUGUCUGUUUAAUCACAUAUCAAUAAAACAUCCAUACAAACUGUUGCAUUCACAGAGCUAUUUUAGUUAAUUUUGAUUAUGCAAUUAGGCAGAUGGAGAAACAUUUCUAUAAUAAAAAGCAAUCUCAUUCCACCUUUCUCACAAUCAACCACCAAAACCCAGUUCGCUUCAAUUCAUUCCACACCUACAACAGCCGAGAAAAGGAAGAACAAAGGGCAUAAUAAUCAUACAAAUGGAUUUCAACAGCCAGCGAAGAAUUAUGCAAGAUAUGCAAUACGUGAAAGACGUGCUGAUACAAAGAGAGCUUUGAGAGACCUACUCUUCCGAAGUGGAGCCACCAGAGCUUCACUCCAGGAUGACGACAGACUAUGGGCAUCUAUCCCGGAGCAACCACAUACUGCCAACAAGAAAAGGCAACAAAAGCAUUCUGCUCAAAACAUUGGGAAAUUUAACCACAAGAAAAGCAGAUCCAAGUCUAGAAAAGAGAGUUUUUCUGAGGAUGAUGACCCAGAGACAAUGUUUCAAGCAACAUUUGGGAACAGAUGGUAUACUUGGUCUUUCAAUGCUUCUUCUUUCCAAAGGUCAACAUUUGGAUUCGAGUGGAGAGAAGAGCAUUCAAACCAGACACAUCAUCGCAAUAAAAAGUGGAAUUCUAGAAGUGACACCGAGUCUGACGACGAGCCUUGUUCUAUAGGAUCGUGUCAUGACAGAAGGAUCCUUGGUUUGCCUGCAAAUGGUCCUUUAAAGAUUGAAGAUGUUAAAAACGCUUUUCGCAUGUCAGCAUUAAAAUGGCAUCCUGAUAGGCAUCAAGGACCUUCUCAGGCAAUGGCUGGAGAAAAAUUCAAACUUUGCGUUGAUGCAUACAAAUCAUUGUGCGAUGCGCUUUCCUGAUUUGGAACAGUAGGUGCGUGACGCGGAUUGGAUCUGAUUAGUCAGGGCGAAAUUCUGGAAACCGGAUGGAUUUACCAUACAAAAAAAAAUGGUGAAAUGGUAUUAUAAAAGCAUCAUACAAGUUUCAAUGUGCGAAGUUUACACAAUAAACUCCAAAAGAAUGC